GACAUGUGUGCGGUUGCGAAGCCGGGAGACGUGUGUGAACGAAACACGCGCUCCUAUGAGAGCAGUGACGCAGCCACGGUGGAUGCUGGGAUAGCAGGCGGUGGAGGUCAGAGAAGCUCCAAAAUGUCGGUCGCUGCUUUCACGUCCUUGAGCCGCUGUGGUGUUUUGGCAUUCCGCUCCCCCACGGGACUGGUGGCGGUGCGGUGUGCCCAAACGGCAGCAGCUCCUGCAGCUCAGCCCAGAGUGAAGAAGUUCCAAGUGUACAGAUGGGACCCAGACACUCCAGGAGACAAACCCCGCAUGCAGACCUACGAGAUUGACCUCAACACUUGUGGCCCAAUGGUUCUUGAUGCCCUGAUCAAGAUCAAAAAUGAGAUUGACUCCACUCUGACCUUCCGCCGCUCCUGCAGAGAAGGUAUUUGUGGAUCCUGUGCGAUGAACAUUAAUGGAGGAAACACACUUGCUUGUCUCAACAAGAUUGACACCAACAUUAGCAAGCCAACUAAGAUUUACCCCCUGCCACAUAUGUAUGUGGUCAAGGACUUGGUACCUGACAUGAGCAACUUCUAUGCUCAGUACAAGUCUAUUGAACCCUACCUGAAGAAGAAGGAUGAGUCAAAAGAGGGGAAAGAGCAGUACCUGCAGUCUGUAGCGGACCGACAGAAACUGGACGGGCUGUAUGAAUGUAUCCUCUGCGCCUGCUGUAGUACGAGCUGCCCAAGUUACUGGUGGAAUGGAGACAAAUACCUCGGACCUGCUGUGCUGAUGCAGGCGUAUCGUUGGAUGAUUGACUCACGAGACGAGUUCACAGAGGAGCGUCUGUCCAAGCUGCAGGAUCCUUUCUCCCUCUACCGCUGCCACACUAUCAUGAAUUGCACCAAGACCUGCCCCAAGGGACUGAACCCAGGAAAAGCGAUAGCUGAGAUCAAGAAGAUGAUGGCCACAUACAAGGAAAAGAAGGCCGCCGCUGUCUGAAGCCUCGGUUGUCCUUUUGUACAACUUUUCCCUCCGUGAUUAAAUUAUAUAUUGAUUAAAAAUGCUUAACAAGGUCUGAAGGGCCAGUGCACGAGUCAUCUCCAUGACCACCACACCCUAAAAAAACCACAGAGUCAACUAAUGGAAAUGGGUGUGUGUGCCUGUGGUUGGAGGACUUGGUGUUACACAAACGCACAUGUACAGUAUGAAUGCAGGAGAGAGAGUGUGUGUGUCUUACAUGUACCAGAACAGAGGUAUUUAUCUCCAGCUCCAUUGUGUGUAUGUUUGUGCACUUGGGAGACAUGAUGCUGAAUAUAAAAACAAGGAGUUUUCGUGUGUGUAGACAUUUUUUUUUAGCUUCUUGCUUUUCAGGUUAGCAGCUGGUUCACAGACAUACAGUGUAUAUGUUCCCUCAGAUCUUCCAACAUACCAACAGCUUUGUUUUGAUGGAGAAUAAAUAUAGUUGAAAUGCC
This is a messenger RNA of Toxotes jaculatrix (banded archerfish), 1448 nucleotides long. It is a transcript of the gene sdhb, whose product is annotated as succinate dehydrogenase complex, subunit B, iron sulfur (Ip). Gene Ontology annotation, molecular function: electron transfer activity; 2 iron, 2 sulfur cluster binding. The transcript has 8 exons. NCBI's taxonomy places the organism in Eukaryota, Metazoa, Chordata, Actinopteri, Toxotidae. Gene Ontology annotation, biological process: aerobic respiration; respiratory electron transport chain; tricarboxylic acid cycle. The coding region runs from base 4 to 975 and encodes 323 amino acids. The record is from RefSeq and is a predicted model, not a curated record. Gene Ontology annotation, cellular component: mitochondrial membrane.